This is a messenger RNA of Cervus elaphus (red deer), 1519 nucleotides long. RefSeq names its product ribosomal modification protein rimK like family member A (gene RIMKLA). NCBI's taxonomy places the organism in Eukaryota, Metazoa, Chordata, Mammalia, Artiodactyla, Cervidae. The transcript is spliced from 5 exons. Bases 136 to 1311 code for a protein of 391 amino acids. Gene Ontology annotation, cellular component: cytoplasm. The record is from RefSeq and is a predicted model, not a curated record. Gene Ontology annotation, molecular function: ligase activity, forming carbon-nitrogen bonds; ATP binding; metal ion binding. Gene Ontology annotation, biological process: protein modification process.
GCACCGGCGGGAGCGGAGCCGCGGCGCGCGCUCGCCGGGACGCCGGCCGCCCGCCCGCCCGCCCGCCAGCCCGAGCGAGCGGCCCGGGGCGCCUAGGGGGCCCGCGCCCCACCGGGCGCCGCCGCCCUGGCCGCCAUGUGCUCCCAGCUCUGGUUCCUGACGGACCGGCGCAUCCGCGAGGACUACCCGCAGGUGCAGAUCCUGCGCGCCCUCCGGCAGCGCUGCUCCGAGCAGGACGUGCGCUUCCGGGCGGUGCUCAUGGACCAGAUCGCCGUCACCAUCGUCGGCGGCAACCUCGGCCUACAGCUGAACCAGAAGGCGCUCACCACUUUCCCAGACGUGGUGCUUGUCCGCGUGCCCACGCCCUCCGUGCAGUCGGACAGUGACAUCACCGUCCUGCGACACCUGGAGAAGCUGGGCUGCCGCUUAGUCAACCGCCCACAGAGCAUUCUAAACUGCAUCAACAAAUUCUGGACAUUCCAGGAGCUGGCUGGGCAUGGGGUCCCCAUGCCAGACACCUUCUCCUAUGGUGGACAUGAAGACUUUUCAAAGAUGAUCGAUGAAGCCGAGCCGCUGGGCUACCCGGUGGUGGUGAAGAGCACGCGGGGACACCGGGGAAAAGGUGUUUUUCUCGCAAGAGAUAAACACCACCUCUCAGACAUCUGCCACCUGAUCCGCCACGACGUGCCCUACCUGUUCCAGAAGUACGUGAAGGAGUCCCACGGAAAGGAUAUCCGGGUGGUGGUGGUCGGCGGCCAGGUGAUAGGCUCCAUGCUUCGCUGCUCCACAGAUGGACGGAUGCAGAGCAACUGCUCUCUCGGUGGUGUGGGUGUUAUGUGCCCACUGACAGAGCAAGGCAAGCAGCUGGCUAUCCAGGUGUCCAACAUCCUGGGCAUGGACUUCUGUGGCAUCGAUCUUCUCAUCAUGGACGAUGGCUCCUUCGUGGUGUGUGAGGCAAAUGCCAACGUGGGCUUCCUAGCCUUCGACCAGGCAUGCAACUUAGAUGUGGGCGGGAUCAUUGCAGACUACACCAUGUCUUUGCUGCCCAACAGGCAGACCGGGAAGAUGGCCGUCCUCCCAGGCUUGUCUAGCCCCAGGGAGAAGAAAGAGCCAGAUGGCUGUGCUUCAGCUCAGGGAGUCGUGGAGAGCGUCUAUGCCAUCAACAGCGGGUCUACCUCCAGCGAGAGUGAGCCUGAACUGGGAGAGAUCCGGGCUUCCUCAGCCAGCACAGCGGGGGCCCCGGCCCCCAUGCUGCCUGACCCCAGCUACAACAUUAACACCAGGAUUGCUUCAGAAUUAAAACUUAAGUGAAUUCCUGCUUUUUGGCAGCACUGAAACCAAAUCUUACUGCUUCCCUAGUAGUUUUGAGCGAAUAAAAUCUGGACUAGUGUGAUUUCAUUUGCACAGAAACUAGAAAUCCCAUCUGGGCACUCAGCAUUCUUUCUAACGAUGAUUUAAGCAAAUGGCCUAGCUUUGUGGUUUUUAGAAACACUAAUAUAAAAACCCUCACCGAGAACAA